CGCACACACACUGCACACAGGUACUGAUGGCUGGCGCGUCACCUGAGUCAGACACAGCGGCGUCUCUGUCCGGGCAGCUGACUCCUCGCUGACACCAACAGGGGAACUAUUUGGUGGAGACUAUACAGCCGCCGAGGCGUCCAUGUUGGAGCGGUUUAAAUGGCUGGACACGGAUUACCUCGAUGACACCAUGUUCCCAUGCGUAACAGCUGUCGGCAUGUUUGGAUAGGCGUAAAGAAGUCUGGGAGUUACUGGAAUACAUAAAACGGUUGGUAGCCCCCCCCCCCCCCAGCCAGCCACUUCCCUCGAGCGCGGUUAUGAGCGCAGAGGAGCAGGAGCGGCUGCGCCACCUCUUCAUCGCGUACGACGUGGACAACUCGGGGCGGAUCAAGAGAGACGGGUUCCUCACCAUCUGCACGGAGCGGCAGGUGCCCACGGCGGAGGCGGACCGGAUAUUUAACCGACUGGACGCGGACGGCGACGGCACCGUCACCCUGCCAGAGUUCAUCAGCGGCUUCCACGACCGCUUCGCAGACGACAUGGAUUCGGACGGCGCGGAUGUGUCCGUCGCCUGGGAGAACUUCGAGAUGCGACUGGGAGAGCAGGCCAGGUUCAUCCCCAGGAAUGAACAAGCAGCCACGUUGUACCAGAACAUCCGUCUGAUGGAGCCCCGGCUGAUUAAUCAGUUUGAGAAACUCAUCAUAAACUUCACUAAAGAGAUCAAACAGCAGAACUCAGAGAUGGAUAACCUGGCCCUCGCCAUCAAACGAGCACAAGACCAGGCGUCCAUGCAGCUCAGUGAAAUGGAAGAGGAGAUGGAUCAACGCAUUCAUGUUGCGGAGAGAAAAACACGAGAGCAGGAGAAAAGGCGAGCAGAGGCGGCGCUUGGUGAGUUACGGAGGAGUUAUGAAACUGAAGUGUGUGAGCUGCAGUGUAAGAUCCAGAAGAUGCAGAUGAUAGAAGAGAAGUACAAGGACAUCACCGUGAAAGACGAGAGUCCAGCGUUGAGGAAGAAGGUCAAUGAUCUAACACUGGAGAACCAGCGGUUGAAACAGGAGCUGUUGAAGUCUCAGACCAAAGUGGCGUGUCUGCGCAGUGAGAUGGACUCGCUGAAGACGGAGCUGACCGAUCAAAGCAUCUGCUCUGAACGAGACGAGGAGCUCAUGAAACACUUCUCUGAUGAGAGAGACGUCCUGGAGAGCCAGAUCGAGAUUCUGCAGUCGGCCAACAGGAAGCUGCAUGACAGCAACGAUGGCCUGAGGACGGCCUUGGAGAGGACCAGCAGGUCUAAUCACAACGGACCCUCAGAAGACUUAAAGGACCGAUGCAGAAUUAAAAGCAUCUGCUACACAUCCCCUUACGCACGAAUGGAUCGGUUCGGCCCUCGUAUGGAGGACUUCCCUGAGUACCCCCGCCGACCCAGCUGUGACAGUCUGGCCUUGGCCAUGUGUGACCCAGGCAUGAGGCGCAAGGACAGCAGCGAGUGCGAGGAGGAUAGCCUGCCUGAGCUCUACAUCGACAGCGGCCUGUCGACGCUCAGAGGUUCCCACGGAGGCUACGACUCAGAGCAGGAGGCAAAAGGUCCAGAAGAAGAGGAAGAGAAAGAGAUGGAGGAUAUUAGAGAGGAGCACGAGGACAAGGAAAGCAUGACGAGAGAAGACUCUGACACUGAGCCGGGAGAGACUCUGGACGGCGAGUCAGCAUUCGGGUCAGACAGCAGCUCAGUUUUGGAAUGGAAGCCAUCUGAAUCCGCCGGUGUGAUCGAACCCCCGGCCCCAACGAUACGAAAAGCCCUGAGUGCCAUCAGCGUUCAGAAGGAGGGCAGCAGCAGCCUAGACCUGGGCUACAUGACGUCCGAGAAGACCUACAGGAUCGUCCUGGCUGGAGAUGCCGCUGUGGGAAAGUCCAGUUUCCUGCUUCGCCUCUGCAAGAACGAAUUCAAAUUAAACUCCAGCGCUACGCUGGGAGUGGAUUUCCAGAUGAAGACUCUGAUUGUGGACGGAGAGCCUGUUUCACUACAACUAUGGGACACUGCAGGACAAGAGAGGUUUCGCAGCAUUGCAAAGUCAUAUUUCCGGCGGGCAGAUGGCGUGUUGCUGCUGUACGACGUCACCUGUGAGAGGAGCUUUCUUAAUGUCCGAGAGUGGGUGGACAUGAUCGAGCAGGAUGUGUGCCAGGAGGAUAUUCCCAUCAUGCUUGUGGGUAACAAGUGUGACCUGAGACAAGAUGGAGCAAACUGUGUUCCAACCAGCUAUGGAGAGAAACUGGCCAUGACAUACAACACUCUGUUCUGUGAAACUAGUGCCAAAGAGGGCUCCAACAUCCUCGAGGCGGUGCUGCACCUGGCCAGGCAAGUCACCAAACAGGCUGCAUUUGACGACAAAAGUCAAUAUCAGUCGCUGUCCAAAUUAGAUGCUCCCAGGAAGAAACCGAACUUCUCCUGCUGCACCUGAUGAAAUCCAUCAGAGCUUGACCAUACCGAUGAUUAAAGGACUAUAAUGAGAAAAAACUGGUAAAACCGGAAUGAGACAUCGUCUCUGCAGAAGAAAAGCAACAGGAACAAACCUUCGUCAUGAAUAAGCAACACAAUUAAACAUGUGGAUUAAGUGAGUAAACGAUCAUGGGAUCCCAGCAGAAUACUCACAACGUCUCACAUCUGUUCAUAUUUCUUUUUGUCGUUGAAGGUUAUUUAUAUAUGAUAUAUUGAGAUGUAUUUCAGCCACAACUCGGAGAACUGUGAGUUAUUUUAUGAAUUUUAAAGUCAGUGCAAACCUCUUGCCAUGUGAAAAGUUAUGUUUAUUUUAUAUUAUGCUAAUACAUUAUUAUGCUACUUGCAGAAGUUCCUUCCGCAUAUGGUUUGCACAGAUUUCUGGCACUUGUGAAGAUGCUCUAAGCAAAUCGUGAAAAGAGAAAGACUGAGUCUGAGAUGUGUGAGAAGGAUUUGAAAGUGAAGCCGGGUAUAUGAGCGUGAUUAUAAAGGGACAUAAGUAUGUGGCGCUGGCAAAUACCGGCAUGUGAGGACAGAUUCUAGCAUAAUGUAUUGAUAAGAAAAGAUUCUUAUCUGGUCAUGCUAUUAUUCGUGUCACUUUGAUAAUUACUCCGGAGAUCUGUUCUCACCAGUGCUGGUGUGAAAUGAUUGCAGCCUGUUUGUGACUGAAAAGAAAGAAGACAUUUGUUGUUUGCGCCACCCAGAAUGUCAAAGUGCAUCUCAAGUAAACCGCAUCAAUGGCCGACAUGGAGACACUACGAACGUUUUAUGUGUUCAUGUACAAUGAACCCUGAUGCAAUGUGUUACUGUCCGGUAUGAGACUUCAUUCUGAUGUCACAGUCCACCGUCUUUGUUCUAUUACCCCACAGUGUUACAUUUAUUUUCAUUUGACUUCCCACUGGGGAUGUCUGUCUGUUAUAUACGUUCAUGACUGGAGCUGAACAUAUAGCAGAUCAUUCCCAAUUUUCUCAAAUGUUUUGGAUAACUUGUGUCAUUUUAUUUCCUGGUAUGAGUAACUCAAAUUAGGUAAGCAUCAAAUUAUGUGGCAGGAAGCAGAGCCCUUAUUUGUAUGUCUUAUACAUGACUGUUUUUCCUUUUAAAUGUGUUCAUGCUAACCUGGGUAAUUUUCCCAAUGUUAUAAAUAAUGUAUUGUUGUUAGUUCUUGUGAUGAUGAUCAUGCUGCAAUGUAUAAGAGUCAAUAUGCUACAAUUCAGAUGCUCAAACAGCAAUCAAACAUUUCUUAAAUUGGGAUUGAGUA
This is a messenger RNA of Pseudoliparis swirei, 3746 nucleotides long. It is a transcript of the gene rasef, whose product is annotated as RAS and EF-hand domain containing. NCBI's taxonomy places the organism in Eukaryota, Metazoa, Chordata, Actinopteri, Perciformes, Liparidae. The transcript is spliced from 17 exons. Bases 318 to 2453 code for a protein of 711 amino acids. The record is from RefSeq and is a predicted model, not a curated record. Gene Ontology annotation, molecular function: GTP binding; calcium ion binding; GTPase activity.